AUGGGUGUGCCUAGUUUUUUGUGGUGGUCUGUCCCUCCUCUUCUGUGCUUGCUGCUGAAUUUAGCAGAACUGUGUAACGGAGGGAUUACGAGCAGUUUUGUGAGGAAGGUUGAGAAAACCAUUGACAUGCCUCUUCAUAGUGAUGUUUUCCGUGCGCCUCCUCACUAUAAUGCGCCCCAACAGGUUCAUAUAACACAAGGAGAUCAUGUGGGGAAGGCAGUGAUUGUCUCAUGGGUUACCAUGAAUGGACCUGGUUCAGAUACAGUUGUAUAUUGGAGUGAAAACAGCAAGCAAAAGAACAAGGCCAAGGGAAUGGUUACUACUUAUAAAUUCCACAACUAUACUUCUGGUUAUAUCCAUCACUGCACCAUCAUGAAUUUGAAGUUCAACACCAAGUACUACUACGAGGUCGGGAUUGGACGCACAGCACGGACUUUCUGGUUCAUAACUCCUCCUCAAGUUGGCCCUGAUGUCCCAUAUACUUUUGGUCUAAUGGGAGAUCUUGGUCAGAGUUACGAUUCAAACACGACACUUACCCAUUAUGAAUUAAAUCCGACAAAAGGAAAAGCAGUUUUGUUCGUGGGGGACCUCUCAUAUGCAGAUAACUAUGAUUACAACAAUGUAAGAUGGGAUACAUGGGGAAGGUUUGUUGAAAGAAUUGCUGCUUACCAACCUUGGAUUUGGACUGCUGGAAAUCAUGAGAUCGAUUUUGCUCCUGAAUUAGGUGAAACUCAACCCUUCAAACCUUAUACUCAUCGCUACCCUGUCCCUUAUAAAGCUUCAAAGAGCUCUUCUCCCUUGUGGUAUUCAAUCAAGAGAGCUUCAGCAUAUAUUAUAGUCUUGUCUUCGUAUUCAGCAUAUGGCAAGUACACUCCUCAGAACACAUGGCUGGAGGAGGAACUACCAAAGGUAAACAGAAGAGAGACACCAUGGUUAAUUGUUCUCAUGCAUUCCCCAUGGUAUAACAGCUACAACUAUCAUUUUAUGGAAGGGGAAACCAUGAGAGUAAUGUAUGAGCCAUGGUUUGUGAAGUACAAAGUUGAUGUUGUGUUUGCUGGUCAUGUCCAUGCCUAUGAAAGAUCAGAACGAGUAUCCAACAUUGCUUACAAUAUUAUAAACGGCAAUUGCCAUCCUGUUAGUGACCAAUCUGCCCCUGUAUACAUAACCAUUGGUGAUGGAGGAAAUCUUGAAGGCUUGACAGCCAGCAUGACAGAGCCACAGCCAAAGUACUCAGCUUUCCGUGAGGCUAGUUUUGGUCAUGCCAUUUUCGAUAUCAAGAAUCGAACCCAUGCUUAUUAUAGUUGGCAUCGAAAUCAGGAUGGCUACGCUGUACAAGCUGAUUCCUUAUGGUUUUAUAACCGGUUUUGGCAUCCAGUUGAUGAUUCUACAAGUGCCCGAUGAUGAGAAAAAAAAAAAUAUUUCUAUUGUUGUGCGGUGUGCAAAAUCUGAACUCAAUAAAGUUUUGAAACCCUUCCAUUUGAGCUUUCACUGAGUUGAUCUUGCUCUCAGUAAUUGUUUAUCCGAAGUUUGAUGAUAUAUGAGAAAUGCAUAACCUGCUCUGUGGCACCUUGUCAUUUAUUGUAGUCUUGUAGAAAUCGGAGUCUAAUCAAAAGUUGAAUAAUAAUUCAUCUUGUUAUGACAAGAAUACAUUGGACUUAUAGGAAAAUAAGACGGAUGCACACACACGUAGAUCUUCCUAUAUUCAUCACCUUUGUCACCCCCAUUGCUACAAGCAUGACAUUGCUCCCACUCCAUCUCCCUAGAGCAUAUACUCAAUGAUAUAAAGACAAUAUACACGUAAAAAAAUUUGAAAAUCAAAUUUAAUGCAUAAGACCCGAUUUGUAUGUUAGUUUAUGCAUCAACUUUAAAUUAUCACAUAAUAACAUAUUCAGAUAAAUUUAUAUAUAGACAUGAUAUCGUAAAAAGAAAGAUGAUGAUUGAUUUAAAAUUUUUCUCUCGCUCUCAAAAAAAAAAAAUUCAUUGGAACAUGAAGCACUAUACAAUUAGUUCAUU
Molecule: messenger RNA, 2013 nt
Organism: Ilex paraguariensis (yerba mate)
Lineage: Eukaryota; Viridiplantae; Streptophyta; Magnoliopsida; Aquifoliales; Aquifoliaceae
Source: the annotation of a GenBank genome assembly